Notothenia coriiceps (black rockcod) is the source of this 624-nucleotide messenger RNA. RefSeq names its product IgGFc-binding protein-like. Gene Ontology annotation, cellular component: extracellular matrix. The coding region runs from base 61 to 624 and encodes 187 amino acids. The record is from RefSeq and is a predicted model, not a curated record. NCBI's taxonomy places the organism in Eukaryota, Metazoa, Chordata, Actinopteri, Perciformes, Nototheniidae. The transcript is spliced from 3 exons.
CAUCGGAUCUCCAUUUUCCCCUCCUCUGAGAGAGGGGUCAUACUGGUGGACGGUAUCAGGAUGGAGCUUCCUGUCCGUCUGGAGGGAGGCAGCAUCUCCAUAACAGCGUCUGGAAUCAGAGGCACGCUCCUAUGUGAUUUUGGCGUGGAGGUCACGUUUGAUUGGUCCACACUCCUCAUGGUGUCCAUCAGCAGCAGUUACUUUGGUAAUGUGGCCGGGCUCUGUGGAAACUACAACGGUGACCCGGAGGACGAGCUGAUGCAGGCGGGGGGGCGGCCGGCUGCCAAUUUGACGGACUGGGCCUCCACUUGGAGCCUGGAGGACAACGACCCCUUCUGCUACCACUUCUGUGAGGACGUGUGUCCGCAGUGCUCAGACCAGGACCGCGUCAAGUACACAGGCCCAGACUACUGCGGGAUAAUAAGCGACAAGAAGGGCCCCUUCGCUGGUUGUCAUGGCAGCCUGUCGGUAGCAGAGAAUGUGGCAGAUUGUCUGUACGAUGUGUGCACCAAUGAAGGGCGACAGGAAGUGCUGUGUGAGGCCCUGAGCACCUACCUGGCCGAGUGCCAGGAAGCUGGAGCAUCUGUGUUGCCAUGGAGACAACUGGCCAAAUGUUGUGAGUAA